GACUUCCGGUUGCAAGCAUUGAGAAUUUUCAGAUCUAACAUUACAUUGUAGAUCCUGCUUUAUAUGAUGGCAGAGGAGGAGGAAGAAGAAAAUUUGAGUUCAGACAGUGACGACGAAGAUUAUGUUCCAUCUGGUGGGGAUGAAGGCAGUGAAGAAGAAGUUUCAGGUGAAGAAGAAGAUUUAUCACUCUUGAAAGAAGAUGAUAUUGAAAAUGGCAUAAAUAAAAAUACAAAGAAAAGAAAAGGAAAGACAAAGGGUAGGAAUGACAAGGAAAGCUUUUUUGGGAGGAAAAGAAAAGGAGGAAUAAAACUUGAAGAUGAAGACAAGGAUGGCAAAGAGGAUAAUGAGCAACAAGAGUCUAACAUUGCAGAAGAGAUGAAAAAAGAACAAGAAGAUGUCAAAGAACUGAAAGAAAAGCAAAAAGCAGAUGAUCUAUGGGCUAGUUUUUUAAGUGACGUUGGGCAAAAACCCAAGCCAAAACCAGCUUCUGUCCCUUCAGGCCUGGGAUCUCUUUCCUCAGUGACAAGUAUAAAGCCUAAAUCGAUUGAGUCUGCAGCAGAGUUGAAAGCAUCACCUCCUGAAAAUAGUGCAUCCAAAGAGAGUGGCCCUCAGAAAAUCACAGUGACCAAAGUGUUUGACUUUGCUGGAGAGGAAGUCAAGGUCACAAAAGAAAUUGAGGUCAAUUCUAAAGAAGGUAAAAAAGAGUUAGAAAGAAUGGAAAAGGAAAAGAGCACUGAUGUCUCAAAACCAGGAAUGAAGAGACCCAUGGGUUUGGGCAGUGUUCUUGGGAAAAUUGGGAAGAAACCAAAACUAAGUACUUUGACCAAGUCAGCAUUGGAUUGGAAUAAAUUUAAGACAGAAGAAGGGAUAGAAGAGGAGCUGCAGAUCCACAAUAGAGGCAAAUCUGGGUACUUAGAACGGCAAGCAUUCCUACAAAGGACAGAUCUGAGACAGUUUGAACUGGAAAAAGACAUGAGAUUAAAGAAUAGCAAAAGAUUUGCCCCUCCAGAUAAAUGAGCAAUAACAUGGUCACAACAAUGACAUUAACCUGCUCAUGUUACUGCUUUUCAAGUGGAAAAUGAAAGAGAUGCUACACAGUAGGAUCACCUAAGAAUCAAUGAAUUGCAUACUUGUAAAUGAUGAGAGACACCCCUUUACCACCGCCAAAAAGUGAUUUCAUAUUGUCAUUAUAGACCUUUUUCUUUACCAGUUUGGUCAAAGGUUUUGCACCUUUUUUGUCCAGAGCAGAAAUCAUGGUCCAUGAAAGAUAAUUGAUAUGACUGUGUGAGACAAUUUUAAGGUUGAUUUGAGGAACUUAUUUCCCAAAUUUUUGCCCCCGAAUUUUUUGAAGAAGAUUUCUCAGAUACAGAUAAUUAUUUUCCAAUUUUUUCCCGAAUUUAUUAUAGAAGACUUUUCAGAUGCAGAAAUUUUUUUCCAGAUUUU
Molecule: messenger RNA, 1443 nt
Organism: Lingula anatina
Lineage: Eukaryota; Metazoa; Brachiopoda; Lingulata; Lingulida; Lingulidae
Product: heterochromatin-stabilizing protein CFDP1
Cellular component (GO): Swr1 complex
Source: RefSeq, a predicted model, not a curated record